This is a messenger RNA of Monodelphis domestica (gray short-tailed opossum), 2755 nucleotides long. It is a transcript of the gene MAB21L2, whose product is annotated as mab-21 like 2. The record is from RefSeq and is a predicted model, not a curated record. NCBI's taxonomy places the organism in Eukaryota, Metazoa, Chordata, Mammalia, Didelphimorphia, Didelphidae.
AGCAAACCUCGAGACAGAGAAAGAGAGAGGUUGAGACUCACACCACAGUGAGGAGGGGGCGGGGGCGGUGAAGGAGUCAGAGACAGCGGGAAAGAGACAGAGACAGAUCCAGAGAGACAGCCAGGAGCAGGCAGAAGAGAGGGGCGGGGGGAAGAAAGGCAGAAAUCGAGGCUCUCCCUGAAUGCAACAUAAAGGGGGAGAAGAAAAACCCGGGGCCAUAACAACUAUACCCCAGAUGCAACGCAAACAACGACUUCCUCAAGAUAACACAGAUUCUGUGAGAGACAAAAUCAUAAAUUACAAAACAGAAAUGAAUCUCAAACAACUUCCAUCCGUUUGUACCUAGAAAAAAGGCAAGAUAUCCCUUCAAAACAAACAAACCUGGUCCAGAAAACGCCUCCAGCAGGAAAAGAAAGAAACCACAACACCAGAAGGGCUCCAAGAGGCAGAAACAAACGCUGAAAGCAGCGCACCUCUCUGAACCUCGGAUGCUGCCAUGGACUUUGUUGCACUUUUCUGCUCAGAGCAUUAAUUACAGCCUUCUCUUCUGAAUUUGGGGGAGGGAUAAAAACAGUGUAAAUUCGCCCAUUCCCAUUGGGCCUUAUUACAUUGAGGACUUCUUUCAUCCUUGGAGAUAACUUUUCCAAUGAACCAUUCAGCCUAUAUUAAUAUUUAGCUGCUUUUUUAAAUUUAAAGGCUGCACUUAGCACUUAAAAGACGGGCGUUUCCAAGUUUGCUGAAGCUGUCUCUUUUGCCAACAAGUCAAUCCCUUUGGGAACUAAGCCUGGAUCCUUUUUCAUACCUAUUACUACUCCCCUCAAAAAAAAAAAACCCUUCAUUUUAAAAAUCAAAAGAAGUAACAACAAUCAAAAGCCAUUUCAGGUACUUUUCUUUUGUUGUUGUUGUUGUUGUUGUUUUUAAAUCAAUUUAUUUUUAGGAGGAGAGAGUAACAGAUAAGGUGGUGGGGUGAGACAGGAAGGGAAGACAGAGGUAGCAGCCCCGCAGCUGGGGUGGAAAGGAAAAGCAGAGUGAAAUUGCGGGAGUUAGGGUUGCGGGGUGCCUUUUUCGCAAGCUGCAGGGCUACCACUAGUGAGUGAGCCUUGGAUCCCUCAACGUACUGCGAGACCCCGGUGUAUAGCCCGGACCUGUGCCCCAACAUGAUCGCCGCUCAGGCCAAGCUGGUGUACCAGCUCAAUAAAUACUACACAGAGCGAUGUCAGGCGCGCAAGGCGGCAAUCGCCAAGACCAUCCGCGAGGUCUGUAAAGUGGUCUCGGAUGUGCUUAAAGAAGUGGAGGUGCAAGAACCUCGCUUCAUCAGCUCCCUCAGUGAGAUCGAUGCCCGCUAUGAAGGGCUGGAAGUUAUCUCUCCCACCGAGUUCGAGGUGGUGCUCUACCUCAACCAGAUGGGCGUUUUCAACUUCGUGGACGACGGCUCGCUGCCUGGAUGCGCAGUGCUCAAGCUGAGUGAUGGUCGUAAGCGAAGCAUGUCUCUCUGGGUGGAGUUCAUCACCGCAUCAGGCUACCUCUCUGCGCGCAAGAUCCGCUCACGCUUCCAGACACUGGUGGCACAGGCCGUAGACAAGUGCAGCUAUCGAGAUGUGGUGAAAAUGAUCGCGGACACUAGCGAGGUGAAGUUGCGUAUCCGGGAGCGUUACGUGGUGCAAAUCACGCCAGCGUUCAAGUGCACCGGGAUCUGGCCCCGCAGCGCUGCCCAAUGGCCUAUGCCCCAUAUCCCUUGGCCUGGCCCCAACCGAGUGGCAGAGGUCAAGGCCGAAGGGUUCAACUUGCUCUCCAAGGAGUGCUACUCCUUGACAGGCAAGCAGAGUUCGGCAGAGAGUGACGCCUGGGUGCUUCAGUUCGGAGAGGCUGAGAACCGACUGUUGAUGGGCGGCUGCCGGAACAAGUGCUUAUCAGUGCUGAAGACUCUUCGGGACAGACACCUGGAGCUGCCAGGCCAGCCGCUCAACAACUAUCACAUGAAAACCCUGCUGCUGUAUGAGUGCGAAAAACACCCUCGGGAAACUGACUGGGACGAAGCGUGCCUAGGAGACCGGCUCAACGGUAUCCUGCUGCAGCUCAUCUCUUGUCUGCAGUGCCGGCGCUGCCCCCAUUAUUUUUUGCCCAACCUCGACCUAUUUCAGGGCAAGCCUCAUUCUGCCCUGGAGAGCGCAGCCAAACAGACCUGGAGGUUGGCCAGAGAGAUUCUCACCAAUCCCAAAAGCCUGGAUAAAUUAUAGGGUAGUGGAGACUACUUAGAAAAACAACAACAAACUCCCAUCACACUUCAGAAAAACAAAAACUCCAAAACAAAAUUUUAUUUAAUCUACAAGACAACGAACAACAACAACAACAACAACAAACCUCACCACCAGAUAGAAGAACGUUUAACAAACAAAUCACCUUGUACAGGAGUGAUCUUUCGUCCCCCCAAAAAUGUGAAUUUAAAAGAUCACACAAAAGAAGCAAUCGGACUUUGCCACAACAAAACGAAACCCAAGGUACAUUUUCAAAUCCAUGUAUAGUAAUCUUUUCCUGUUUUUAUCUCCUCUAUUUUUUUUUGUUUGCCUGAAUGUUGUCACCAAGUGAAAAAAAAUUAUUUAACUAUAUGUACAAAUUUCUCUUUUAAAAAAGUUUUACUGAUGUUAAAUGUAUUUCAGUGCCAACGUCAGAUUAUGUGCCCUUCUCUCUCUUGCACCUCUACCCUUACCUUAAACCCACUUGUUGAAAACAGUAAUAAAAUAUUACUUUAACUUUG